AAAACUGAGGCGGUGAGGCCACCGGCCUACGUGAUACGUCCCCUGGGGCCUGGUCUCCAUUAAGAGAGAGACGCGCUUCGUUUCCUGGCUCCUGCUUCUCUUUCCUUCACAAACCAACAAGAGCUGACAACAACGCCCAUGUAUUUCAGAUUCAGAGGCAUCAUCCACCACCACACACAGCAACAGGGACAUGUUUCCAUCCGGCCCGCCGACGUUUCGGACCCUACCGGAAGAGUCGUCCUGCCCGGCAGAGAAAAGAAGGAUGACAGGACGCUUGAGUCCAACAUGGAUGACUUCAACAUAUUCGGAUCUCUGAGAAUCGGUCCUAUUAUCAAAGGCAAUAUCUCAAACAUGUGUGCUUGGUUGAAGUCGCAGAUAAUCGGAGACAAGGCUGAAUUCGAGUCCCCUUUUGGUCGCCGCCGAAUCACGUAUUCCGAUCACACAGCUUCAGGAAGGUUACUCCGGUUUGUCGAGGAGUUUCUCGAGAGGGAGGUUCUUCCAUUUUACGGCAACACUCACACCGUAGAUAGCUAUGUCGGUCUCCACACAAGCGAGCUAGUUCACCAGGCUGCCCAAUACAUCAAGCAUUGCAUGGGUGCCGGGCCUCAGGAUGCUCUGCUCUUCUGUGGCUCCGGCACCACCGCCGCCGUGAAGCGGUUGCAGGAGGUGAUGGGCAUCGCCGUGCCGUCGGUCUUGCGCUCGAGGUUCGUAAGCUGUCUAGCAGACUCCGAGAGAUGGGUAGUCUUCACGGGACCCUACGAACACCACUCCAACCUGCUCUCCUGGCGCCAGAGCCUGGCCGACGUGGUCGAGAUCGGGGUGGACGAGUCCGGCCUUGUAGACAUUGCUUCCUUGGUUGAUGCACUCAAGUCCCCCCAGUACGCCGGAAGGCCUAAGCUCGGGUCCUUCUCUGCCUGUAGCAACGUCACCGGAAUAUACGCCGAUACUCGGGAACUCGCUCGCGUCUUGCACGAGCAUGGCGCAUACGCCUGCUUCGACUUCGCUUGCAGUGGGCCUUAUGUUGAUAUUCAAAUGAGAACCGGUGAAGUAGAUGGGUACGAUGCAGUUUUCUUGAGCCCCCACAAGUUCAUCGGAGGCCCAGGAAGCCCAGGUAUCCUAGUAAUGAGCAAGGAGCUGUAUCGUCUGAAGGGCUGCCCUCCUUCCACAAGCGGCGGUGGAACUGUACGCUACGUCAAUGGUUAUGAUGACAAGCACACACUCUACUCUGAGGACUUGGAAGAGAGGGAAGAUGCAGGCACACCUGGGAUCGUGCAGAAGAUACGUGCAGCCCUAGCGUUCCGUGUGAAGGAUUACUUCAUGGGCUAUGGUGGACUUAUAUGCUGUCAAGAGUCCAAACUAAUAGAAAAGGCCUUGAAUAGGCUCUUAGAGAGCCCAAAUGUACACAUCCUGGGUAAUAUAAGGAUCCAACGCCAGCCUAUUGUUUCUUUCUUGAUCUAUCCAAAUGUCGCACGUGGGAAACACCUGCAUUGCCGCUUCGUCACCAAGCUGCUCAACGAUGUGUUUGGGAUCCAAGCACGUGGGGGCUGUGCAUGUGCUGGGCCCUACGGUCACGUGCUUCUUCAUAUCAGUAGAGCUCGAGCCGAACUAAUCCGGUCCACUGUUGAGAAGGGAUACGAGGGAGUGAAACCAGGAUGGACGAGGGUGAGCUUCAGCUACUACACAUCAAUGGACGAGAUGGAAUUUGUGGCUGAUGCAGUCGAGUUCGUUGGCAAGUACGGUCACAGAUUCCUUCCACUGUAUAAGUUUGACUGGCGAACAGGAGAUUGGUCUUUUGAUAAAACAAACAGGACUUACCAGGACGCCAUUAAUGGAUUAUUAACAGAAUCGAAUACGAAUACAAAAGGUGGUUGCACUUGCACAGAUAAAGAACGUUACAUAGAGUACAUGGCUGUUGCCAAACAAGUCGCUAACGCUUUACCAGAUUCAAGGGAGGAGCCAUAUCAACUACCAGACUAUAUUGAUCCUGAGCUGGUUACGUUCAUGAUCUAGUAGUUGCAAACUUGCAAUGCAUCUUCCUUAUGGGCCUACCCUUAAUAAAUGUAAUUUAUUUAUGUAUAGUCAAAUCCAAAUGAGAAAAAUAAACCCAUGCAUUAUUCUUUUUCA
Nelumbo nucifera (sacred lotus) is the source of this 2124-nucleotide messenger RNA. RefSeq lists its product as uncharacterized. NCBI's taxonomy places the organism in Eukaryota, Viridiplantae, Streptophyta, Magnoliopsida, Proteales, Nelumbonaceae. The record is from RefSeq and is a predicted model, not a curated record.